Molecule: messenger RNA, 1139 nt
Organism: Cynara cardunculus var. scolymus (artichoke)
Lineage: Eukaryota; Viridiplantae; Streptophyta; Magnoliopsida; Asterales; Asteraceae
Product: gamma carbonic anhydrase-like 2, mitochondrial
Exons: 2
Coding region: 46-819 (257 amino acids)
Source: RefSeq, a predicted model, not a curated record
CACUCUAUACAUUUCUCGUCGGGUUUGCUAAACGAAUAUCGUGAAAUGGCGUCACUAGCACGGUUAUCCAGAAAAUGUCUAACGUCGUCGGUCGCCUCCCACCGCCACCUGGUCAGCCGCGCUCUCGCCACCGCAGCGGCGGUGAAGGCAACUGAAUCAUCGCCGGCGGCGGCAGAGAAGAUAAUCGAAUGUCCGGAUCGAGUGAAGUGGGACUAUAGAGGGCAGAGGAAGAUCAUUCCCCUAGGUCAGUGGCUCCCGAAGAUCGCUGUCGACGCUUAUGUUGCCCCCAACGUUGUAUUGGCUGGCCAGGUCAACGUUCUUGACGGAUCGUCCGUUUGGAACGGCGCGGUUCUCCGGGGAGACCUUAACAAGAUCACUGUUGGGUUCUGCUCCAAUGUUCAGGAAAAGUGUGUUGUUCAUGCCGCUUGGUCUUCUCCGACAGGAUUACCAGCAGAGACUAUGAUCGAAAGAUUUGUGACAGUUGGAGCCUACUGUCUAUUGAGGUCUUGCCACAUCGAGCCAGAGUGCAUAAUUGGGCAGCAUUCAAUACUGAUGGAAGGGUCUUUGGUUGAGACCCAUUCUAUUCUGGAAGCUGGAUCUGUAGUCCCUCCAGGAAGGAGAAUUCCAACUGGGGAAUUAUGGGCUGGUAAUCCGGCAAGAUUUGUGAGGAAACUGACUCAUGAAGAAACCGUAGAGAUCCCAAAACUUGCAGUUGCGGUUAAUGACCUGAGCAAAGAAUAUUUCAAUGAGUUCUUGCCAUAUUCAACAGUAUACUUGGAGGUUGAGAAGAUGAUGAAGUCUCAUGGGAUUUCAAUUUGAAAAGUGAAGUCCUUUUUUUUAUGAGAUAUGUUUUUGUAUCAGCUUUUCCUUGAAUUGAAAGGGAGAAAUAAAGGAGACGAGGGUGGUUGAGUUUUUUGCUUGUGUUAUGUAUCUUGAUUUCAAAGGCCAGUGAGGGAACUGGUUUCUGACUCCUGUGACUCACUUCCAUUCAUGUGAAACUCCCUUGUGUAUCGUAGGGCAUGAAAUCAAGUAUCAUAAAUGCAUUCAUAGUUGUAUUGUACUUAACAUCUCAUCAACAUCAAUUAAGAUAUACUGACAGGCAACGAAAAUUAUGCCCUCAGUUUAAUCUGGAUUGAAAA